AUUGGAUACUUCCCUAAAAUAUCUAGACCAACCCUCAUUAAAGAGUACUAGUACGUAGUAUUAGAGUUUUUUUUUUUUUUUUUGCGAGCAAUGUAUUAGUGUAAUAGUGUACUAACUAUGCACAUUUACAUUAUUAUUGACAAUUUAUCACAUCAUUAUUGCACCUUUACAUAGAACUAGAAACACCUACCAUAUCACACUACCACAUACUCCACUUGCUCUAUUUAGGAUAAGUGAUCUCUCCUUCUUUUCACUUUCUCUCUCCUAUUUUUGAAAGAUUUGUGGAGUUGCAAAAAUGGAUGAAUCUAAGAAAAAAGUAGACCAUCAACAUGAACAACAAAUAGUCUUAGAAAAAGCUGUUGCAAAAACAUUAGAUUUCUUUGAAGAAUUGGGUAGCUCAAUUGAGUCACUGCCCUUAAACACCAAUGGUCACGACUACAUGUCACAACCAAUGGUUCGUUUUCUCAAAGUCGAUUCCAUUUCUCGUGGUCGUGUUACUUGCUCCUUUUCUGUUCUACCUCCUUUCGUCAACUACUAUGAGGGGUUGCAAGGAGGAGUAGUGGCAAGUGUGGCCGAAAGGCUAGCCACAGCGUGUGCUCGAACCAUGGUAGGGGAGGAGAAGCCAUUGUUUCUUGGUGAACAAAGCAUACCCUACCUUUCUGCUGCUUCAAUGAAUGCUGAGUUGGUUGCUGAUGGAAAGGUUUUGAGGAGUGGAAGAAACUUAACAGUAGUAUCAAUUGAAAUCAAACCAAAAGAUUCGAAGAAGCUGCUUUACAUUUCUCAAGCUACUUUCUAUCACCUCCCUAUCUCAAAAUUAUGAUGUGUAUGUGCUAGAUUUAUGAUUCGAUUAAUAGUACUUGUAUAGUUGUAUUGAUGUAUUCGGAUUAUUAUUAGCUAUGAAGGCGUGUCGUGCUCUUUGGCUCUUCACAAGCUCGUUCACAUUAGGUGUUGUCCGUCAUGGGCAUUGGGCGAGCAUGUGAAAGACCCAACACGCAAAUCUUUAUAGGUAUGUACCACGUGUUACAUAGAGUUAUAAACGCAUCUUAUAAUUUAUACGUACUCUUUAUAGAAAACAUUGUGUGUACUAUACUUAUGAGAAAUCUUUUUAUUUUAUUUAAAGA
Molecule: messenger RNA, 1121 nt
Organism: Chenopodium quinoa (quinoa)
Lineage: Eukaryota; Viridiplantae; Streptophyta; Magnoliopsida; Caryophyllales; Amaranthaceae
Exons: 3
Coding region: 296-820 (174 amino acids)
Molecular function (GO): fatty acyl-CoA hydrolase activity
Source: RefSeq, a predicted model, not a curated record